AGAGAGAGAGAGAGAGAGAGAGAGAGAGAGAUGUAAUUCGGUCCUCUGUGUAUAAGAGUAAUAAUAAUAAUGUAUCUGAUGUCCGAAGCUCUGUAUCCUCCGCCGUAAGAUAAAGUACCAGCGCCGGCUGUCAGCGGCUCUGGUGCGGCCCGGCAGCAUCCUCUCUGGCGUCCGGGAGUGAAUGAGGAGGGCCGGUGGCCGACAGGGAGCGGUCCUUUGAAUUUCAGGGCUGCCUCCUCCUCCUGGAUGGAGCCCGGCUGUGUGCAGGCAGCGAUGGCCAUGGGAGAUGUCUCGAAAAAAGCGUCGGUUCGGAACGUGGCGGUGGAGCGAAAAAACCUCAUCACCGUCUGCAGGUUUUCGGUAAAGACGCUGUUAGAGAAAUACACAGCCGAGCCAAUAGAUGAUUCCUCUGAGGAGUUCAUCAAUUUCGCAGCCAUCCUUGAACACAUCCUCAGCCACCGUUUCAAAGGCUCCGGCAGCUGGUUUGAUGGUCAGAGGAGUUACUGGGACUACGUCCGUCUGUCCUGCGCUAAAGUCCCCAACAGCUGCAUCGGCAGCAUUGAGAACAUGGAGAACAUCAGCACCUCACGAGCCAAGGGGCGAGCCUGGAUAAGAGUCGCCCUGAUGGAGAAGAGGCUGUCUGAAUACAUCGCUACUGCUCUGAGGGACAGCAGAACGACCAGGAGGUUCUAUGCAGAGGGAGCCAUCGUGUUAAGAGAAGAAGCCACUGUCCUAACAGGGAUGCUCAUAGGUCUCGGAGCCAUAGACUUCAGUUUCUGUCUGAAAGGGGAGGCCUUGGAUGGGAAAUGUUCUGCAGUGAUUGACUACACACCGUACUUGAAAUUCACACAAAGCUAUGAUUACCUGAGUGAUGAUGACGAUCAGCAGAGUGUUGAAAGCAGCACAAGCGACGACAGCGUCCCCGAACACCCCUACAUCCCUCUGGUCACAGACGAGGAGAGCUGGAGCACAAAGUGCCGCAAGAUGGAGCAGAGGUUCAAGAUUGUCAAUGCUCAAAAGGGUUACCUGGAGGAGCUUGUGCGCCUGCGUGAGUCCCAGCUGAAGAGCACAGAAACAGAGAACAAGAAGCUAAAGGCCCGACUGGAGGAGCUACAGAGCCACAGCACACAGGAGAAGAAGGAACUGGAGGCCAUAGUCCUGGAGCUUCAGGAGCAGCUGACAAGCUUGAUUCCCUGUGACUCCAAACACCUGGCCAAACACCUUUCAAUCCCUUUGGUCAACCAGUGGCCGGCGCUGCAGCCAUACAACAGCCAAGACGACGUCAAGCUGUUCCGCAGGAGGAGUUUCCCCAGCACAGAGCUGCUGUCCGUAGAAAUCAGCCUGGAUUCAGACUCUCGGAGGACUGAGGGGAGACAGAAUGGAGGAGCCUGGAGCACAGAAAAGGACUACACUCCCUCCAUGAUGGGCCUCUGUGGGUCCUUGGCCUCCCUCCGGAGCUGCAAGUCUCUGGCUAGCCUCAAGUCCAGCGAGUGCCUGGUCAACAUCAGCACAGAGAGCAGUCCUGCCCUCUCUCCCAGCUAGGGGGCGCCAAAGACGCACUGCCAACAACUUAACUGACACUGAGACAAUUCAACGUGAAUACAAAAAGACUGCUUUUGGGAGGUGGACAAAUGCUCUCUUAUGUGGCCCUUCUUUGAGUCCCUUUACCUUUACGCUCUGAGCCUGGCGCUGUCUUGACUUACACCUUUUAAGCAUUUGUUAAAAAAGAGUAGCUUCUCUGUCUGGGACUGUCCAACAAAGAUGCAGGAAGAGCUGCUUUACUGCCAGACAGCCUCCUGCAGUUUCACUCUCUCUAAUUGUCUUGACAUGAUUAAGUCUCCUGGAAUGCAAACAUCAUGAAGCUUGAUUUUGUGCAAUUACAGUCACAUCUGUACUGGUCACAUUCAUACUCACUGUAGGGUUGUCCUGUAUGUACUUGUCCAUUUGUCUGUGUCUUAUCAGUCUGUUUGUGUAUCUUAUUAUGCCUCUUGCAUAAUACUGGCAGCGCAGGGUGGAUGAGCUGUUAUAAUCUUUUAGGGAACAGAAACAAUGGUUUGCCAUAUUAUAUUACACUAUUAUGAGAGAGAUAAAAAAAGAGAGGCUUGUACUGUGCUGAGUGGCCCAGAGAGAUUUAUGAUGAUUAUUUGGAAUUAACAGAAGAAGCUUUGUGAUAUUUGGAUAAAUGAUAUGCCUUUUUCAAUCAGACAGUAGGUUAGACACAGAUUUUAGGAUGUGACACUGUCAGGCUACAAAGGUUUGCAGAGCCAUUACAGUGUGAACAUUAAAAGCAGACUUAAUAUCUAUUGCAUACAAAUGCAAAAGUGUAUUAUGACUAUGCAGAAUGAGUGUCUUCAUUGUCUUUUUCUACAAACCUGGCUUGAUAGAGUAGUUUUAGCAGGAGAGAAAUAGUGAAUGUGCGACGUGUGAGCGUUUGUCGUUUUAAUUUUUGGCUCUUUUUUUCCUCUGUUCUUUUUUGUAUUUUAAUUAAUUUCAUGACAUAGUUGCUUGUAUUAUUUACCGUCAUGUAAAUUGCAAUCUUAUGAAUUGCUGUUGAAAGUUGGGAUAUAUUGUCUCAUUUAAAAACUGCAAUAAAACUGCCUUUUUUUGAAACAUUAAAUGUUGGUAAAUGCAAUGGUUGUGCAUGUUCGGGGGGUUUUCGCUGUAGCGAUGGUAAUGUCAGCCGGUCGGUUCACCACUUUGGUCCAGAACAUCUCAACAACUAUUGGGUGUGUUGCCAUGAAAUUUUACAGUCAUUCAUGUUCCCCACAAAAUGUAUUCUAUUGACUUUUCCAAUAGCGCUGUUGACACUGUCAAUUUGUGCUUUUAUUUAACCCUGUGUCCAAAUACGUGUAAAACUAAUGACAUCCAUGGUCCCCAGAGGAUGAAUCCUAAUGGCUUUCAUGAUUCCCUGACUUUUCCACCGCAAGCAGGUCAAAGUUUUCACUUAGUGAAAUAUCACAUCUACAACUGACUUUCAUUUUCCCAGGUCUUUUUCCUAUAGCGCCGCCAUGAGGUUGAAUUUUGUCAAGAACUGUUUUACGCUACCAGCAUAACUAAUCCCAAUUCCAUCAGCCUCAGCUGCACUCUGUGUUUAGUGUUAAUUCGUAAAUGUUAGCCUGCCAACACGCGAAACUAAGAUGGAAAACACAGUGAAGUUUAAACCAACAAAACAUCUCGAUCUACGUUAGCAUUGUCGUUGUGAGCAUGUUAGCACGAUGAGGUUAGCAUGUAACACAUGGAGCUGUAGACUCUUAGUCUUGUUCGUUCAUGAAUUGCCUCCACAUUUACAGUCAACAGCAUCAUUUUCUUGCAAGUCUUGACAUUUUGCCGCUCAGAAACUGCAGUGUCAAUUCAUUACUAACCUGAUCAGACACAAAAAACGAAUGUGAAGCAAAAUAGAAUUGGCUCUAAAUGAAUAGCUGACAUCACAACAAUUUAACUUACUGUAUGUCCAAGAAACUGGACACACGCUCUCUCCCCCUUUGCAGAGGUCACUUUUUGUUUUCAUGCCCUCCUUUUAGCUUAACUUUGUGAAGCCGGACAUUGUCUCUCCUUAAAUGGGUCUGAAAUAUCUUAUGCGAGGUCAUAGGUUAGGAUCAUUCAUUCAUUAACACAGACAAAUACACAGAGCUAAACAAACAGCAGCUGAAGGUCCUUUGGUAAACGCUGGACAUGCAUUAUAGGAGAUACAUUCCUGAUCGACAUACUGUGCAAUUAACUGCCUGGCUGUAAAAUAAAUGGAUACCGGAGGGUGGGGGAAAGUUGGUUUUAGUUAUCUGGCUUUGUCGUUGGCUGUUUUGUAAAAGUGACAUCAAUUGUUGGGUGCAGCUGCUCAUCUUGCACUAGAUAGAUGAGCAGGCUGCUAGACACAUGGUUAAGCACUUCACCCCUCUGUGAUGAAGCAAAUUCACUCCCGUUAUGGUGUGCCAGAGGCAGGAGUGUGUUAUCUAAGCGUGGACCGAGGUCUCGUUUAAGUAAGUGCACAUUUUGGACGAGUUUGGGGUGGGUGAGGGGACAAUGGGAGCCUUAGCACUGGUCUAGGAUGUGUCGCUAAAAGUUCAUGCCAUGUUAUC
Messenger RNA from Anarrhichthys ocellatus (wolf-eel), 4073 nucleotides. RefSeq names its product RUN domain containing 3Ab (gene rundc3ab). Lineage: Eukaryota; Metazoa; Chordata; Actinopteri; Perciformes; Anarhichadidae. Bases 247 to 1542 code for a protein of 431 amino acids. The transcript has 11 exons. The record is from RefSeq and is a predicted model, not a curated record.